Messenger RNA from Symbiodinium pilosum, 436 nucleotides. NCBI's taxonomy places the organism in Eukaryota, Dinophyceae, Suessiales, Symbiodiniaceae. The record is from the annotation of a GenBank genome assembly.
GAAGCUCCGGCGGAAGCUCCGGCAGAAGCUCCUUCGGAGGCUCCAGCGGAGGCUCCAGCGGAGGCUCCAGCGGAGGCUCCCGCAGAGGCACCUGCAGAGGCUCCUGCGGAGGCUCCAGCAGAAGCUGCUGCAGCCACUGCGGCCGAAGCAAAUGCGGGCGAAACCGAGGCAGAGCAAGAGCCUCCGCCGCCUGCAGCUACAGCUGCACCGUCACUAUUCUCUGCCGAGCCUGGUCAGCUCUACACUUGGGGCAGAGGCAGCGAUGGCCAGCUUGGACAAGACAAGAUGCGCUUUCCUUCGGUGAAUUGCGCCCUGCCAUUUCCGAUCCCAAGGCUCACCCAGGUGGUUCAUGUCUGCUGUGGUGGCGGCCAGCAAGGGUGCACUGGUGCAGUAACAAAGGAGGGGGCGCUCUACACCUUUGGAAACAACUUCAAAG